AUGUUUCCAUCCUUCGCAGCCCUGGCGGUACUAGGCAUACAGGCCGCCGCGCAGCGCAGCCCCAUAAUUAGAUUGAGCAGCCCCACCUGGAGCCUGGGCUCCCAGCCCGCCGCGGCGCCCGCGGGCGACCGCGACGUGGCUGCGAUAUCAAACUACGAGCAGCGGCGCGUGGGCUCACGGGCAGCCGCGCAGCAUCAUAGAUUGAGCAGCCCCAUCCUGGGCUCCCAGUCCGCCGCGGCGCCCGCGGGCGACCGCGACGUGGCUGCGAUAUCAAACUACGAGCAGCGGCACUACGAGCAGCGGCGCGUGCUCUCGGGCUACGUCAUGACCGACAGCAACUUAAAAACGGCCGUCGCGGCGUGGUUCUCGGACGCGACGGCCGCAGCGGCGACGUACGGCCACAUCUCGACGUGGGAGACAUCGGGGGUGACGGACAUGUCAUGGUUGUUUUGCGUGCGUGCUGAUUGGAUGAUUGAGGACUGCGCGAAUGGCGACGGGUGCUAUGAUGACUGCGUCUUAUCGUCGACGUCGUCCUUCGACGAGGACAUCGGCCCAUGGGAUACCUCUGGCGUCACAAGGAUGGACUGGAUGUUCCACGGCGCCUCCGCCUUUAACCAGGACAUCGGCGCGUGGGAUACCUCCGGCGUCAAGACCAUGUACGGGAUGUUCAACGAGGCCUCGUCGUUUAACCGAGACAUCGGUGGUUGGGCGGUCCGCAGCGUCACGGAUAUGCACGAGAUGUUCCGCGGCGCCUCGGCCUUCGACCAGGACAUUGGUGGUUGGGCGGUCCACAGCGUCACGUCUAUGGGCGAAAUGUUCGGCUACGCCUCGUCGUUCAACCAGGACAUCGGCAACUGGCCCGUUUCCAACGUCAAGGACAUGGGCGGGAUGUUCGCCGAAGCCACGUCUUUUAACCAAGACAUCGGUGGUUGGGCGGUCCACAGCGUCAUGAGCAUGGAAGAGAUGUUCAUGGAAGCCCUGGCCUUUAACCAGGACCUCGGCUGGUGCGUUGACGACGACGUGGAUUUCGAAGAGGCUUUCGAAGAGGCGUUUACUGGCGCCGCGUGUGAGUCGACGUCGUGCGGUGUCGUGCAAAGCAGCAACUGCGUCCCCGCACCGACGCCGCGCCCCACGGGCUACGUCAUGACCGAUAGUCACAUUCGAACGGCAGUCGCGGCGUGGUUCUCGGACGCGACGGCCGCCGAGUCGACGUACGGCCACAUCUCGACGUGGGAGACAUCGGGGGUGACGGACAUGUCGUGGCUGUUUUGUGCGCGGCAGGAUUGGAUGGACGAGGAUGAUGAUGAACCCUGCCCCGAAUGUGAUUCCUGCGUGCUUCCGGCAUCUGCGAAUACCUUCAACGAGGACAUCGGCGCGUGGGAUACCUCCGGCGUCAAGACCAUGUACGGGAUGUUCUACGGUUCCUCGUCCUUCAACCAGGACAUCGGUGAUUGGGCGGUCGACAGUGUCACGCACAUGGGGGGCUUGUUCAACGGUGCCUUGGCCUUUAACCAGGACGUAGGCGCGUGGGAUACCUCUAGCGUCAAGAACAUGGCUGAUAUGUUCCAGGAGACCUCGUCCUUCAACGAAGACAUAGGCGCGUGGAAUACCGCGGGCGUUACGGACAUGAUAGGGAUGUUCGCUGCCGCCAUUGCCUUCGACCAAGACAUUAGUGGUUGGACGGUCGACAGCGUCACGGACAUGAGCUACAUGUUCCACAGCGCCACGUCCUUCGACCAGGACCUCGGCUGGUGCGUCGACGACGACGUUGAGUUUGCCGAUGGGGACGGCAGCCUCACCUUUCAAGACGCGUUUGCCGGCACCAAGUGCGCGUCGACAUCGUGCGGCGUGA
Molecule: messenger RNA, 1852 nt
Organism: Pelagomonas calceolata
Lineage: Eukaryota; Pelagophyceae; Pelagomonadales; Pelagomonadaceae
Source: the annotation of a GenBank genome assembly